UUCUUGAAACUUUCUGGUGGAGAUAGGGUUUGGAGAGUAAAAAACUGUGCUGAAGAGAGUCAAUAAUCAAGGUAUUAAUGCUUGAAACACAGAUGCCCAGUGAGCCUGGAUAAUUCACAGAGAAAAUGGAAGUGUGAUGGUGGUGUGCUUUUAAACAAGGAGGCUUGGCUUCAGGGCUGGCAAGGAGCAAGGCAGCUGCCAUGAGGAGAAAGAGAAGUUCCCUGUGAUCCAAAGGAAAGCGGAGCUGCAGCGCAAGGGCAGCUGAAACAUUGGAGAGUUUGCUCUGCACCUGAAAGAUGCUCAUGCAUACUGGGGACCAGCAGGCACCUUUAGAAGUUUUGCUCCACAACAGGAAAUCUGAAAAAAUGGGAUUUUUACAUCUCUCCAGCCAGCACUGAAACCGAAUGGGGAUUGAAUUGCUUUGCCUCUGUUUCCUGUUUCUGCACAGAAAUAACUAUGUGCAAGGGACAUGUUCUCAGGAAAGUGCAGUGACUUGUGAAGAUUGUUUGCUUUCCGGACCACACUGUGCUUGGUGUUCUCAAGAGAAUUACACAGACUCAGUUGGAACUCACGGGAGGUGUGAUACCCCAGAAAACCUUUUGUCAAAAGGAUGCCAGUUGAAUUCGAUUGAAUUUCCCUUUUCAGAAGUAGAAAUUCACAGAAAUAAGCCCCUAACUGUAGCGUCCCAGAAGACAAAUUCUGAUGUUACACAGAUAUCUCCUCAAAAACUAACUCUCAGGCUUCGACCAGGACAUGAAGAAACAAUACAGAUCAAGGUUCGGCAAACUGAAGAUUAUCCAAUUGAUCUAUAUUACCUCAUGGAUCUUUCAGCCUCCAUGGAUGAUGAUCUGAAUACAAUCAAAGAAUUGGGCUCAACUCUCUCUAAAGAAAUGUCAAAACUGACAAGCAACUUCAGACUGGGCUUUGGAUCUUUUGUUGAAAAACCAGUUUCACCAUUUAUCAAAACUACAGCUGCAGAAAUAAGCAACCCUUGCAGAAGUGUUCCGUACGAUUGCUUACCCACCUUUGGAUACAAACAUGUUUUGCCACUAACAAAUGAUGCUGAAAAAUUCAAUGAAAUUGUGAAAAGACAGCGGAUCUCUGCUAAUAUAGACACUCCAGAGGGAGGUUUCGAUGCAAUUAUGCAGGCAGCAGUUUGCAAGGAAAAAAUUGGAUGGAGGAAUGAUUCUCUACAUUUGCUGGUGUUUGUGAGCGAUGCUGAUUCCCAUUUUGGGAUGGACAGCAAACUGGCAGGGAUUGUUAUUCCUAAUGAUGGGAACUGUCAUUUGGACCACAAUAAUGAAUACUCCAUGUCAACUGUUCUGGAGUAUCCCACAAUCGGACAAUUAAUUGACAAACUUGUGCAAAACAAUGUUUUAUUAAUUUUUGCUGUAACAAAUGAGCAAGUUCACAUAUACGAGAACUAUGCAAAGCUUAUUCCUGGAGCUACUGUUGGACAAUUACAGAAGGAUUCUGGAAAUAUUCUCCAGUUGAUCGUUGCUGCAUAUCAGGAGCUGAGGUCCGAGGUGGAGCUGGAGAUCCUGGGAGAGACAGAAGGUCUCAAUCUCUCUUUCACAGCCAUCUGUAACAAUGGGACCUUUUUUCCACAUCAGAGGAAAUGUUCUCAUGUAAAAGUGGGAGACACAGUCUCUUUCAACUUGACUGUAAGUCUCUCCUCUUGUGAAAAAAACAGAAGGCAUAUUGUGAUAAAACCAGUGGGGCUCAGUGACAUGCUGGAAAUGGAGAUUGAUCCCCAGUGCGGCUGUAGCUGUCAGGCAAAGGCUGAGAUGAACAGCCCAAAAUGCAACAACGGGAAAGGAUCGUUUGAGUGCGGGGUGUGCAUCUGCAGCCCAGGGUACGUGGGGCCACACUGUGAAUGUGACGAGAGCUCCCUCAACACCAGCUCCUGCAAGGGCUCAGCAGAGCAGAGCUCCUGCAGCGGGAGAGGUGACUGCUACUGCGGGCAGUGCGUCUGCCACCUCUCCCUGUAUGGAAAGGUGUAUGGGCCACGCUGUGAAUGUGAUGACUUCUCAUGUGUGAGACACAGAGGGCUCCAGUGUGCAGGUAAUGGUGACUGUGACUGUGGGGAAUGCAUGUGCCACAGUGGAUGGACUGGUGAAUACUGUAAUUGCACAACUGACACUAGAGCCUGCAUUGCUGAGGAUGGGACACUGUGCAAUGGGAGAGGCGAAUGUGUCUGUGGGUCUUGUGCUUGCACCCAUCCAGGAGCUUCAGGCCAGACUUGUGAAAAAUGUCCUCUCUGCGGUGACCCUUGCAGUUCCAGGAGGAGCUGUGUGGAAUGUCACUUGGCUUCCGAUGACAAGUCACCGGGAGAAUGCAGUGAAAAAUGCAAAUUGGUUGAUGCAACUGUCAGCACCACAAAGGAUUAUUCAGAGGAUAAAUCCAUUCCCUGCUCUUUGCAGGGGGAAAAUGAAUGUAUAACCACAUUUCUACUGGCUGUGGAUGAACAGGGAAGGACAAUCAUUCAUAGCAUAGAACAGAAAGAUUGCCCACAGCUUCCAAAUAUUCCAGUGAUAAUGGUGGGUGUCAUCCUUGCUAUCCUUCUCAUUGGCAUUGUUUUACUUUGUACAUGGAAACUACUGGUGUCAGUUCAGGACCGAAAAGAGGUGGCCAAGUUUGAAGUGGAAAAAUCAAACGUUAAAUGGCAAACGGAAACAAAUCCACUGUACAGAGGCUCAACAACCACUUUUAAGAACGUAACUUACAAGAAUCAAGAAAAGCAAAAAGGGGCCAUGGCUGCCGAUUCCUGUUAGCACCUCCAACACUACAAACUUAGUUUUACUGGAAGGAAAUCUAAAACCACUUGUUUCUUCUCAGCUGAUUAGGUGAUGUUUGUUUACACAUCACAGUGGUAUAACCAUUCUGUCAGAGAAAAUCUAUCUUGUGUUGGCAAAACUAUAGAUAACAUAUGAAUGGUAAAAGUUAGUAGAAAUAUUAAAAAAAAACCACACCAACUUUAAUAUUAAAGCCCUCAAUCUUAAAAAAAAACAAAAUAGCAUCACAAAUAUUUUUAUUUUUUUCAUUAAUAUCGAGGAUUUAAAAUCAUCAUAUGUAUAUUGUAUAGCCUAUUUUGUGAAAUUAGGUAUAUACAAUGAGCUGUAUACUGAAUUCCAAUCCCAUAUAUUUGUAUUAGGGAAUGUAAUUAUACCAGUCUAUUUGGUGGGCUGGAUUAAAUUUUAGAAGAUAAUUUUUUCAGGAAUGCAGCUUAAACUACUGAGGUUAGAGGUUCCUCAUAGCACUUGUGUGACCGAGUAGUCUUUCAUCAGAAACAAGUAGUAUUAUUGCCCAUCUUCUGUGCACCUAAGGUAUACAGAAACAUCUCUCUAAUUCUUCUUUCUUGCUGUGUUUCCCUCUUUCCUUGUCCUUGUUGCUGUUUGAUGUUCUUUAAGAAGCCAGUCCCUGGGGUUUUCUCAGGGAAAGUUAAAUCAAGCCCUCAUUCACUUGCAGAGUUUUCUUCUGUUCCAGACAUAAACUGCUUUUUCUUUUUAAUUUUUUUUUCUUUCUUUCUUUCCUUUAAAUUCCAGUAGAGAGGACCCAGAGCAAAAGAGAAACAAUUGUAGAUUAGAGACCCUGGUAAAGAAACUUUAAACCAGAGGAUUAUCAGAACUCCAUUUCACCCUUUAGGCACUCAAAAUAAACCUUGCAUGCUGGACCAUUACAUGAACAGUUGCAGAAGCCCUUUAGAUGCGGGAAAAGAUCACACACAAAGACUCAGUAUCACACACAAAGACAGUAAUCUUUUGUUGAUAUAACCAAAAUUGUGAGGUUCUUUCAAUGCCCAGCACUCAAACCAUUUAUUCAUGUGUGAAAUAAUGUAUUCAGCUUUUUUUGGGCCAUUUUCUUUUUUUUUUCCAAACUGAGUAACAAACAGAUCUAUGGAUGCCACUUCAUAUUCAUUUCCAAGACAAUAAUGAGCUUUUUAAAUCUCAGUUGUAGCUAGUUACUCCUGACUUGCCAUAAAUUCUUAAAUUGUAAUGCCGUUAUCAUGCAUAGAACCAGGGGAAAAAAAAAACAACAACAAAAUCAGCAAACAUGCUGGCAUGAAAAAUUACAUUAUUGGGCUAUUUUAAACUAACAAUAUGUACUUUACUUUUUAAUACCACUUUUCAUCUGCAUUUUUUAGUACUCUGGAACAGACAGUCAAAAUGUACAUAUGAAUGUACUUACAAAAGAAGACUUCUUAGACAUCAAAGGUACAUUGACACAGUCACAAACUUAUGUACAUUCCCUAUAGUAAAUCAUAUAUUUGAACUAAAAAACUUGAUGUCCAUUUUGUAAUAAAUAUUUACAAAGUCUGUGCAACUUCAGUCUCUAUAUCCUCUACAGUUCCUGGAUGUGAGACUGAUAUAUUAGCUAGCUCUCACCCACGCCUGUUUUAGGGCCUGAUCCAAAGCCUACUGAGUCAAUGGCUACAGAUGAGGAUCUAGUUUCAGUGAAACUAUUAAUUUUGGUUUACAAAGAUUUUUUUUGUUUAAACAAACUGGUUAAUACUGUCUAUUAGUGGAUUAGAACCGAUAGUAUAUAUUUCUGUGCAAAGAUAAACAGUAUCGGAUGCCUUUGGAAAGAAGGUGAUACUAUAACCACAUAUUAAAUACAAAAUUAUUGCAGUGUGAAGGAAAUGAUGGCUGUCAUUAAACUGGAACAGAUUAGUUACAGGUUCACAUCUGUACCCUUCAGUAUUUCUACGUAUCUCAUAGUGGAAACUGUGCAAGGACAAAGGCUUGCAUCCGCAGCACUUGCAACCACUAAGCUCCCACAGAUGUCAGUGCAAGUUACAUGUGGGACCAAAUCCUGUUUUCCUGGCACAUGGAUAAACUGACAGGAGGCAAAAGUGGACCCUGGAUUUCGUCUUGGAUUCCAAUUGGGUCACCAUUGCCUAAGGAACUAGGGAAAUCUGGAUUUAGUUCAUGUAAUCUGUUACUCUUUUGUUUUUCAAGUAGAAGUUAACAAAUAACAAACCUUCUCUGAAAGAAAUUACAAUAUUUUUAUUACUUUUAAAGUAACAAAAAGCUAUACUGUUUAUUAAAUACCUUUUAAGUUCUGUUUCUGAGAAGGCUGAUUCUGCUACUCAAUAUUAGGGUUGAAAGUCCUUCUUCUGUAGGUCACUCAUUUCAAUAUUGAAAUGCAUUUCAGUAUUCAAACAUUAUUAACAAACUGGUGCCCGCAUUUCAUAUCAAACACUUGCUGGUCUACAUUCCCUGAUCCUAGAAGAGAUUUCAUUUCACAAAGCUACCCACUCUCUUCCCAUCAAUUGCACCUUCUCAUCAUGAGCAAAGUUCCAACUUGGUAUGCAGACAAUGUUUACAGUUCAAUUACUCCUUCUAGCAAUCUCUCUCCAAAAUAUCAAAAAUGUACAGAAAUCAGGCAGUAUGUUUUGCGAUUUCACUGCUGUGACUGCCUGUACAGUGAAUGGUCAGGGCACCUUCAAAGAAUUCAUUAGAAGAGAGAAGGGCUUGGUGAGGAAGGUCUCUGUUAUUGAGGGAUAUUAAAGAAGUAGGCUCAUGUAUAUGAGCCAUCCUUUUAACAGCAAUAAUUUAGAUAAUAAAAUUUUACUAAACCCUCAGAUCUCAAGAACUUUCAAGACCCUACUUGGCAUUCACCCUAAAAACAAGAGUGGUGUUCAUCUUAUUUUUAUUGACUAUAUUGCUUUUAUCUUGUAGCAUUUGUACCAAACUUCACCUUCUUUAUUUUUUCCCUCCACCAAAUGAUGAAUGGGUUUGUGUGUGGUGAGUGAGUCUGCUGAUUUCAUGAAUAUUGUUUUGUCCUGAGGCUGGACCUUGAGAGUGGCCAAAACAUUUUUUAAUAGUAAUACUUUUAUUCACUGAAGAGUUAAACUGAAUAAAAUAAUCAUAAGCAAUUUCAUGGUAUUUGUGGAUCUUUUACACCCUGUAGAAUGGUAAUUUCAGUAAUACAUGUUAAACGGAUCAUUUUUCAUUUAAUUUAUAAAAGUUGCAUAUUAACCUGUAUUGUAUGUGUCCAGAUUGCAUUUAACUUUGUUUUGUAAUAUAAUUAGCGGGCAUGGAGCCUGGGAUACACGACUUGGAUGUCAAGGGCAAUACCCUCCAUGUCUUGUCUGCGUUUAUAAAGGAGUUCAAGUUUGGUUUGCAAUAGGCACAAGGGAGUUAUUGCCCCAUAAAACUUAUCACACAAAAUCUAAAAGUAAAAAAAGAGACAAUUUUUAUCGUAGUCUAUCUGAAAGAAACAGGUAAAUGCUCCAGCUUUUUUUCUGUAAAAAAGGAGCUAUCUAACCUUGAAUAAAGAUUGCAAAGUCAAAUGCCUUUUUAAAUGUAUUUUAUUGUUCUUUCUUCAUUUUUCUUUUUGGCAUGUGUCUUUAUCAUUGUUUUCACAUGAUUUGAUGACUCUUAGCAAAUAUAUCGUGCUUUGGCAUACCUUAGACCUUAUAACUCCUCCCCCUGCUUUUUUAAGACAGCACAUGAGAUUUCACAUCUGGAUUUUCUUCUAUUUUUGAUCUUUUUACUUUUUAAGGAAAUGAGUUAAUGAAUGAAUGCUGUAAGCAACCUAUUUCUGGAAUUCUGAUUGAUU
Molecule: messenger RNA, 6564 nt
Organism: Pezoporus occidentalis (night parrot)
Lineage: Eukaryota; Metazoa; Chordata; Aves; Psittaciformes; Psittacidae
Gene: ITGB6
Product: integrin subunit beta 6
Exons: 17
Coding region: 405-2774 (789 amino acids)
Biological process (GO): cell migration; cell adhesion mediated by integrin; cell-matrix adhesion
Cellular component (GO): focal adhesion; integrin alphav-beta6 complex; cell surface
Molecular function (GO): integrin binding
Source: RefSeq, a predicted model, not a curated record